Messenger RNA from Colletotrichum tamarilloi, 465 nucleotides. RefSeq lists its product as uncharacterized. Bases 1 to 465 code for a protein of 154 amino acids. The record is from RefSeq and is a predicted model, not a curated record. The transcript has 4 exons. NCBI's taxonomy places the organism in Eukaryota, Fungi, Ascomycota, Sordariomycetes, Glomerellales, Glomerellaceae.
AUGGCUGAGAACACGCGCCCAAUGGGAGCCGACGCCGACGAGAUUUGGAGCUCUAGCGAGACGACGAUGCACAACGACCCAGGCUCUGGGAAAAUCAAUACCAUCAACACUGAGUCUCGAUUUCGUGCACAAGUCGAAAACCUUCUCGAUGCCCAUGUCUUCCUACAGAUGGCACGAGGGCGCAGCUGCGCAGGCAAACCGGCCGCCGUCAAUAUCUCUGCGACUCGUCAAGUGGGGGCCGCAGGAACACUCAGACGUCAGCCUUGGGACAACUUAAUCGGCACAAAAGAGCCCCAUCAUCUGUUCGAGACGGAGUACUGGCUUUCGAAGGGCUUCGAUGGCCGUGACACGAAUGCUCUAUCCGACUCUGUGGAACUCAAGCCCGGGGCUCGGAAUCUGGUGCCCAGGCCCAUGUUCAGUUCUCGUCCUCCCCCAGUGUCGUCACAGGUGCAGGACAGUGAUUGA